This is a messenger RNA of Ziziphus jujuba (common jujube), 3365 nucleotides long. RefSeq lists its product as uncharacterized. The transcript has 3 exons. The record is from RefSeq and is a predicted model, not a curated record. The annotation marks the transcript as partial. Lineage: Eukaryota; Viridiplantae; Streptophyta; Magnoliopsida; Rosales; Rhamnaceae. Gene Ontology annotation, molecular function: nucleic acid binding; zinc ion binding.
UCUUCAAACGGUGAUUUCUCCGCCGUCCGACCUCCGUUUUGCUCACCGUCGGUCCCGUUGGAUUGCUCUCCUCACGAUCUACAAAUCUGCAAAAUUUCACAGCAAACGGCCACCGUCGGAAAUUACUGUUCCGGCGACGGUUGCCGGUGACGUGGCGGCCGCCGGAAAGUACUGUUCCGGCGAGUACCCCGAAAAUUCCGGCCAGCUCCAGUCCGCAGUGUUCGACCUCCUGAACCCAAAUCCGACUUCCGUUUCCACCAAUUCGCGACGGUUUGGGAGAAUUGCGGAGCCGAAACCCGAAAAGCUUCCCGAUAAAAUUCCGACCCCGUCGGGUACGAUCAUCGGAAAUUAAGACCGGAUCUGUGAUUAGCAUCACUCGAGCUUCGAUUCGGUGCACGUGCAAGUAGCGGAGUCGAUCCUGCGGAGGAUCUUGAUUGAGAUACGUGCACAAGUAAUCGAUUACGAUGAGUCGGCGGGACACACGUAGAACUCGGGAACGCUCGGCUGAGAGUUCCGGGAGUCGAUCAAGCCUUAGAGAUCUGGUCUCUCAGCUAACUAGAGCCUUAGGAGGUUCAAGCUCUAGUAACCGAUCCGUGGAUCAGGCUCGACGUUUAGGAGCCGUGGAGUUCGAUGGAAGCCAAGGCCCAGCUGCAGCCUUGAAGUGGCUAUCCAGCAUGGAGAAAAUCUUGGAAGAGGGAAUGCAGUGCCCCGAUGAGGAUAUGGUGAGGAUUUCUGGGUUCAUGUUAGAGGGAGACGCCCGGAAGUGGUGGCAAAUGGAGAAGACCCGCAGAAGGCAUACGUGGGACCAGUUCAAGAUUGCCUUCUCUACUGAGUUCUGUCCUCCUGCCUACCGUGAGGCGAGAAGGAGAGAGUUCGAGGGACUGCGCCAGGGAAACAUGACGGUGACAGAGUACGAGAGGAGGUUCCGGGAGCUGUCAGAGUUCUGCAUGCACUUGAUUCCCGACGAUCACGCGAAGAAGGUGAGGUUCAUAGACGGGUUGAACGAGAGCAUCGGCUACACCCUUUCUGGGUCAGUACACCCCACCUAUCAGUCCGCCAGGGAUGCAGCGCUCGAGCUAGAGAGACAGGCGGAGAUACACAAACCCUCGAGGCGCAGACCGUUCGAAGGUUCGUAUAGCGGGGUACCUCGACAGGGGGCAUCUAAGAAGAGUCAUAGUUCAGGCUCAGACAGUGGUGGGUUCAGCCCUCGAGGCAGAUUUCAGAGGAGAGGCGGCUAUCGUAUGCCCCAACCAGCGCGCCAUUCCAUCAGCGGCGGCACGAGCUCAUAUCAGCACUCUGGGUUUAGCCCCAAGCCAUUCUGCAGACGUUGCAAUAGAGCACACCAUGGGAUUUGCCAGUUUGAGGGUGUGUGCUUUCAGUGUGGACAGGCGGGACAUAUUAAGAGAAAUUGCCCUUAUGGAGAGGCGGGAGUGUUAGGGGCGAGCCCACCAUCACAUCAGGCCAGUGGAUCGCGGGGUCAGAGUUCCCGAGGGAGUUAUGCAGUAGGAGGUUCAUCGGGAUCAGUCCCACAGCCUGUUGGACCGAGCAGGGGUAGAGGACGGAGGCCCCAGCAGACAGGGCAGGGUCGAGUGUUUGCGAUGACGCAGCAGGAGGCCCUAGCUACACCGGACGUCGUGGCAGGUACGUUGAAUAUACUUGGUAAUGAUGCAUUAGUACUUAUAGACCCGGGAGCAACACAUUCAUUUAUCUCCAAGGAAUUCGUCACUCGGGUCGGUAUGACCCCUACUUCUUUAGAAUGUCUAGUAGAGAUAGCCACUCCUGCAGGAGAAUCCUUGUGGCCUAGCCAGUUAAUCAAGGAAUGUUUCUUCUGCAUCGAAGAUCAAGUGAUGGAGGCGGACUUGAUCCUGUUGGAUCUGUCCGGACUUGAUGUAAUUUUGGGCAUGGAUUGGUUGGCAAGGAACCAUGCAUCUGUAGACUGUUUCAGCAAGGAAGUUACAUUCAGGAGGCCAGGGUUGCCAGAAGUAGUAUUCCGUGGAGGAGUUGGAAGGCCCUUACCGAGGUUGAUAUCUACCUUUACCGCCAAGAAGCUACUGAAUAAAGGUUGCCAGGGGUAUUUGGCUCAUGUGAUAGAUACCCGAGUAAGUGGGGUCAGGUUGGAAGACAUGCCCGUUGUGAGGGAUUUCCCGGACGUGUUUCCUAAGGAGUUACCAGGAUUGCCUCCGGAAAGGGAAGUUGACUUUCCCAUUGAAUUGAUUCCAGGCACCGUGCCUAUUUCUCUACCACCGUAUCGGAUGGCUCCAGCGGAGUUAAGGGAGCUAAAGGUCCAGUUGCAAGAUUUGGUAGAUAAGGGGUUUAUUAGACCAAGUAUAUCGCCGUGGGGAGCCCCAGUUUUGUUUGUAAAGAAAAAGGAUGGUAGUCUAAGGCUGUGUAUAGACUACCGACAACUUAAUAAGGUCACCAUUCCUAAUCGCUAUCCGUUGCCAAGGAUAGAUGAUCUAUUCGACCAACUCCAAGGUGCCAAGGUGUUCUCCAAGAUCGACUUGAGGUCGGGAUACCAUCAGUUAAGGAUCCGAGAGUCGGACAUUCCUAAGACUGCCUUUAGGACGAGGUACGGACAUUAUGAAUUCCUAGUGAUGUCGUUCGGACUCACCAAUGCCCCAGCAGCUUUCAUGGACUUGAUGAAUAGGGUGUUUCGUCCGUACUUGGAUCGUUUUGUCAUUGUAUUUAUCGAUGACAUUCUGAUCUAUUCAAGGAGCCAAGAAGAGCACGUGAGGCAUUUGAAGAGAGUGCUCCAAACUUUAAGGCAGCAUCAGCUAUAUGCUAAAUUCGACAAGUGUGAAUUCUGGUUGAAUCAAGUGGGUUUUCUCGGACAUAUCGUGUCGGCAGAAGGUAUCUAUGUGGACCCUGAUAAGGUAAAGGCAGUGUUGAGUUGGGAGCGCCCUACCACUGUGAGGGAGGUACGAAGUUUUCUUGGAUUAGCGGGUUACUACCGUCGUUUUAUUGAAGGGUUUUCAAGGAUUGCCGGGCCGCUUCAUAGAUUGACCCGAAAGAAUGUUGAAUUUAGUUGGACGGACAGGUGUGAACAGAGUUUUCAGGAGUUGAAGCAAAAGUUGACAUCCGCACCUGUUUUAACUUUACCUGAUGGGAAUGAAGGUUUUGAAGUUUAUUGUGAUGCAUCCCAUCAAGGGUUGGGUUGCGUGCUAAUGCAGAAUCAAAGGGUGGUAGCGUAUGCAUCUCGGCAAUUGAAGCAGCACGAACAGAAUUACCCUACGCACGACUUAGAAUUGGCGGCGGUAGUCUUUGCUCUAAAGAAGUGGAGGCACUACUUGUAUGGGGCCACGUGCCAAAUCUAUACCGACCACAAGAGCCUCAAGUAUAUUUUCACUCAGAAGGAGUUAAAUAUG